Molecule: messenger RNA, 1838 nt
Organism: Dendrobium catenatum
Lineage: Eukaryota; Viridiplantae; Streptophyta; Magnoliopsida; Asparagales; Orchidaceae
Exons: 6
Coding region: 206-1390 (394 amino acids)
Cellular component (GO): Golgi apparatus
Source: RefSeq, a predicted model, not a curated record
CUCCGAAAUUGAGCUCAAAAUACGGACUCGAGCUUGAUGGCGGCGUCGAGUUGUACAGAUCAACGUGUCGGACUCGAAUUCCACCAUGGGUGAACUCGUAUAAGGUGGCGGCAUCGCAUUUCAGAGGCGAAGAAAGCAGUCGACUUCCGAUCGGAGUACUAGAUUCUGUGUGGGGACACACUGCCUCCUUUCAUCUUCCACUUUAAUGGCGAUGUCGAAGAACCCCAAGAACAAGCAGCGGAAGCCGAGAUCUCCUCUGCUCCUUCUGUCAGUGGCGACGGUUGCCAUUGGUCUUGUUUGGGUUUUCUUCUCCUCCUCGAUAUCCGUCAUUCGCUUCUCGAUUUAUUCGGCGAGCGCAGGCGAGAUGGAGGGAUCAAGCGGACUUGAAAGCAAGUACUUGUACUGGGGAAACAGGAUAGACUGCCCUGGCAAGCAUUGCGAUUCUUGCGAGGGGCUCGGGCACCAGGAGUCCAGCCUCAGAUGCGCGCUAGAGGAAGCCCUAUUUCUCAAGAGGGUAUUCGUGAUGCCUUCUAGAAUGUGCAUUAACCCAUUGCAUAAUAAGAAAGGGAUCCUCCAUCAUUUGACCAAUGUAUCAUCACAGGAAAGAUGGGCAGCAAGUUCUUGUACGAUGGACUCUUUGUAUGAUCUGAAUCUCAUUUCCAAAACUAUACCAGUAAUACUUGACAAUUCCAAGAUGUGGUAUCGUGUAGUAUCAACAAGUAUGAAGUUGGGAAACAGAGGUGUGGCCCAAGUGGAGGGAACUAGUAGGACUGAUCUCAGAGACAGUAACCUUUACUCGAACGUUUUACUAAUAAACCGCACUGCAAAUCCGCUUUCAUGGUUUAUGGAGUGCAAGGACCGAACAAAUCAUAGUUCAGUCAUGUUACCAUAUUCAUUUCUUCCUACAAGCGCGGCACCAAAGUUAAGAGACGCAGCAAGAAAGAUUAAGGAUCUGCUAGGUGAUUAUGAUUCUAUUCAUGUGAGGCGAGGUGACAAGAUGAAGACUAGGAAAGACCGAUUUGGAGUUUAUCGAACCCUACAUCCCCAUCUUGAUAGGGAUACUCGUCCUGAAUUUAUUCAACUCAGAAUAGCAAAAUGGAUCCCACCAGGUCGCACCAUAUUCAUAGCUUCAAAUGAAAGGACACCUGGAUUCUUUUCACCUCUCUCUUCCAGGUACAAGGUAGUGAGCUCAUCAGACUAUAGCAGCAUUUUGGAUCCAGUAAUCGAGAACAAUUACCAGCUCUUCAUGGUAGAGAGGUUGAUCUUGGGUGGUGCUAGAACCUUCAUCAAGACAUUUAAAGAGUUUGAAGGCGAUCUCAGCCUUACAGAUGAUCCAAAAAAGAACACAAAGAAUUGGCAGAUUCCUGUCUAUACUAUGGAAGGAGUAUGACUUCAAAUAUCUAUCCUAUUUUCUACCAGCUAAGAGCAUCAGGUCCCUUAUUUUCUCCAGAUUUGCAGUUCUGAUUCAGAGAAGGGUAGAGGAUACUAUGUGAACAAAUUUUGGGUGAGAAUAUCCCAUCAAAAUCUGAUUAGAAUGAGUAUAAAUUUUUAGCUUUAUUUUAAGAUGAGUGCAAUGUAAGAAUUUAUUAAUUAUUCAUAUAUUGCAUUAAUCUUAUAAUAAAUUUAUAAAUUUUAAUAUUCAUUCUAAUUAAAAUUUGAUGGUAUCCUGUAAUAAUUUUUCUGAAGCAUAUAUUUGUUUGUUUUGUCACAUUUAUUUGAUCAAGAUUGUAUUUAUGUUGUGCAUUGUAGGGGUGAAUAGUUGGGUGAACUUUUGUGGGCACUUUAGGAAGUUUGUUAAAUGUAAUUAAUAGACAUUCAUAAUAUUUUAUGAUUUUUUA